AUGGGCAGCAUGCGCAGCUUCCUAGCAGCUGUGGCCUUGCAGGCAUCGGGUGCUUUUGCCUUCACGGCGCUUCGAGGCAAUCUGCAGACAAGCCAGCUCACGCUCACAACUGCCGAUGUGGGCAGGAAGGCCGAUGCCGGUGCCGAGUCUUCGUCGCUUCCUGGAAGUGUGUUUGCCUGGGCGGCCUGCGGAGUGCUGGGUGCAGCAGCAGCUCAUCGCUUCAAUCGCAGGGAGCGCAGCCGGGCAUCUGCGAGCCCAGUUGCUUGCCGAGCGAACCCUGUUGCCACGUGCGAGACUUCCAUGGGAACGUUCAAGGUGGAGCUGUACAUGGACGAAAUGCCUCUAACUGCCUCCAAUUGGAUUGAUUUGGCGAAGACCGGGUUCUAUGACGGAAUCCACUUCCACCGUGUCAUCCCCGGAUUUAUGUGCCAGUUUGGCUGCCCGAACGCGAAGGAUCCUCGAAGCCCCAGGGCUGGCACCGGCGGCCCGGAGGAUGGAAGCUUUGAGGUCCUGGAUGGUUCCGGCCGGCAGGCUCGCCGCUCAAACGGAGGGAACAUCGAGGAUGAAUUUACUGCCAAGCUUGGCAACGAGCCGGGCACACUGUCCAUGGCCAACACAGGGCGCCCCAACUCCGGCGGUUCGCAAUUCUUCAUCAAUGUGAACAACAACAGCUUCUUGAACUGGUUCGACCGAUCUUCGCCAUCGGCACAUCCGGUGUUUGGCAAGGUUGUUGAGGGGUACGACCUCAUCGAAAAAAUCUCCCAGGUGCAGACGACAAACGACUGCCCGGAUGAACCGGUCCAGAUGAUCAAGAUCACCGUUGAGGGAGCAUAG
This is a messenger RNA of Symbiodinium necroappetens, 834 nucleotides long. Lineage: Eukaryota; Dinophyceae; Suessiales; Symbiodiniaceae. The record is from the annotation of a GenBank genome assembly.